UUCUUUCCCUCGCUCCAAAACCAUCCAACCAACCUUCAUGUUCCUCCAAACUACACACACAUCUUAAACAAAACUCUUCUUCUUUAACUUCCAUUUCCUUUCAUCCCCUCAAUGGCGGCUUCAGUCCACCAGCGUCCGUACGCCGCUCUCCAGCACGGCGUCGUUCGGGCCUUCAAGCCAUCCCCGUCCCCGGACAUGCCGCGUCCCAAGAAGCUACCCCAACCGCCGCCACUCUCCGAUUCCUCGAGCGACGACGAAGACCACGCCGCCACCUUCAAGGACCUGAUUCGUAACGCGGAAGUGGAAGCCUCCGUUUUGGACCCGCGCGACGACGGAACCUCCGACCACUGGAUCGAACGGAACGCUUCCCUGUUCCGUUUAACGGGGAAGCACCCUUUCAACUCGGAGCCGCCCCUCCCCCGCCUCAUGCACCACGGCUUCAUCACCCCCGUCCCCCUCCACUACGUCCGCAACCACGGGCCCGUUCCCCGGGCCCGCUGGGAGGACUGGACCGUGGAGGUGACGGGCCUCGUCGCCCGGCCCACGCGCUUCACCAUGGACCAGCUGCUCCGCGACUUCCCCAGCCGCGAGUUCCCCGCCACGCUCGUGUGCGCUGGGAACCGCCGCAAGGAACAGAACAUGGUGAAACAGAGCAUCGGCUUCAACUGGGGCGCCGCCGCCGUCUCCACUUCGGUGUGGCGGGGCGUACCGUUGCGUGCCCUGCUCAAGCGCUGCGGGAUCUACUCCCGCACCAAGGGCGCGCUCCACGUGUGCUUCGAAGGCGCCGAGGAUUUGCCAGGUGGCGGUGGCUCCAAGUACGGGACCAGUAUCAUGAGGGAGGUUGCACUCGAUCCCUCCCGCGACAUCAUCCUCGCUUACAUGCAAAACGGGGAGCGUUUGACGCCCGAUCACGGUUUCCCCGUUAGGAUGAUUAUACCCGGUUUUAUUGGAGGCCGCAUGAUCAAGUGGUUGAAGCGCAUCAUUGUCACUACCCAACAAUCUCAAAGUUAUUACCAUUACCAGGACAACAGGGUUCUACCUUCUCACGUGGAUGCCGAACUUGCCAAUGCAGAAGCUUGGUGGUACAAGCCAGAGUAUAUUAUCAACGAGCUUAACAUAAACUCUGUCAUAACCACACCCUGCCACGAUGAGAUCUUGCCCAUCAACUCAUGGACUACUCAGAUACCUUAUUUGCUCAGAGGUUACGCGUAUUCUGGUGGUGGGAGAAAGGUAACACGUGUGGAAGUAACCCUGGACGGUGGUGAAACGUGGCAAGUGUGCACGCUGGACUGUCCGGAGAAACCCAACAAGUACGGAAAGUACUGGUGUUGGUGUUUCUGGUCCUUGGAGGUGGAGGUUUUGGACCUGCUUGGAGCCAAGGAGAUUGCGGUGCGCGCUUGGGACGAGGCCCUCAACACCCAGCCUGAGAAGCUCAUUUGGAAUGUUAUGGGCAUGAUGAACAACUGUUGGUUCAGAGUGAAAACGAAUGUGUGCAAGGCCCACAAGGGUGAGAUUGGAAUAGUGUUCGAGCACCCCACCCAAGCAGGCAACCAAUCUGGCGGCUGGAUGGCCAAAGAAAAACACUUGGAGAAAUCAUCGGAGUCAAACCCAAUCCUCAAGAAGAGUGUCUCCUCCCCAUUCAUGAACACAACCUCAAAAACCUAUUCCAUCUCCGAAGUCAGAAAGCACAACAGCCCCGACUCCGCUUGGAUCAUCGUCCACGGCUACGUCUACGACUGCACCCGCUUCCUCAAAGACCACCCCGGUGGCACCGACAGCAUCCUCAUCAACGCCGGCACCGACUGCACCGAGGAGUUCGAAGCCAUCCACUCCGACAAAGCCAAGAAAAUGCUCGAGGACUACCGGAUCGGCGAGCUCAUGACCACCGGUUACACCUCCGAUUCUUCAUCGCCAAACACCACCGUGCAUGACGCCACCCAUUUGGCCCCCAUCAAGGAAGUCACACCGCAACGCAGCGUGGCCCUCACCCCACGGGAGAAAACCCCAUGCAAGCUCCUCUCCAAAACAUCCCUCUCCCACGACGUUAGGCUCUUCCGCUUCUCGUUACCCUCAGAGGACCAACUCCUGGGCUUGCCCGUAGGGAAGCACUUAUUCCUAUGCGCCACCGUGGACGAGAAGCUAUGCAUGCGAGCCUACACGCCAACAAGCAGCGUGGAUGAAGUGGGGUACUUCGACCUCGUCGUCAAGGUUUACUUCAGAGGCGUGCACCCCAAGUUCCCCAACGGUGGCCUCAUGUCUCAGCAUUUGGACUCGCUUCCCAUUGGCUCCGUCUUGGACGUGAAAGGCCCACUGGGCCACAUAGAAUACACCGGCAGAGGAAACUUCCUGGUUCAUGGCAAACCAAGGUUUGCCACGAGGCUGGCCAUGUUGGCUGGUGGCACCGGGAUCACGCCCAUUUACCAAGUGGCUCAAGCCAUUCUGAAGGACCCAGAGGACCGCACCCAAAUGCAUGUGGUGUACGCGAACCGAACCCAGGAUGAUAUAUUGCUGAGGGAAGAGCUUGAUGAUUGGGCUCAGAAGCAUGACAGGUUCAAGGUGUGGUACGUCGUACAAGAAAGCUUAAGAGAAGGGUGGGAAUACAGUGUGGGGUUCAUCACGGAAAGUAUCCUGAGGGAGCAUGUUCCGCACGCAUCUCCUGAUACCUUGGCGUUGACCUGUGGACCACCACCCAUGAUUCAGUUCGCAGUGCAGCCCAACUUGGAGAAGUUGGGCUACGACAUCCAGAACAACUUGCUCGUGUUUUAGCCUUUUAGGGGACUCAACUACUAGGUUCUAUGUGUAUAUAUUCUAUUAUAUUAUAUAUAAAUAAUUCUAUUGGAGUAGCUUCUUCGUUUCGACAUUUUUUAUGUUUCAAUUUUUAAAUAAAUCAAAGUGUACAUGGACAGCUAGCUACCUACUGGCUACUAGGUUUACUUUUCCCCGUCUUUAAGUUUUGAUGUAGACAAGUAAGUCAAUUGUUUUGACUACUUUUUGCAUGUAUAAAAUAAAAUAAAAUGCAGUGUGCAA
Cajanus cajan (pigeon pea) is the source of this 3027-nucleotide messenger RNA. It is a transcript of the gene NIA1, whose product is annotated as nitrate reductase 1. The record is from RefSeq and is a predicted model, not a curated record. Gene Ontology annotation, biological process: nitric oxide biosynthetic process; nitrate assimilation; sulfur compound metabolic process. Lineage: Eukaryota; Viridiplantae; Streptophyta; Magnoliopsida; Fabales; Fabaceae. Gene Ontology annotation, molecular function: molybdopterin cofactor binding; sulfite oxidase activity; heme binding.